GGGCACUUUCAAAAUGGCGGAGCGUGGAGCGAGUGGCGGCGGGAGCGGCGGGGACAGUCUGGACAAGAGCAUCACGCUGCCCCCCGACGAGAUCUUCCGCAACCUGGAGAACGCCAAGCGCUUCGCCAUUGAUAUAGGUGGAUCAUUGACCAAGUUGGCAUACUAUUCCACUGUACAGCACAAAGUGGCCAAAGUGAGGUCUUUUGACCACCCAGGAAAGGACAUGGAGCAGGACCACGAGCCUCCCUAUGAGGUCUCAGUUCAGGAGGAGAUCACAGCACGCCUGCACUUCAUCAAGUUUGAGAACGCCUACAUGGAGGCCUGCCUGGACUUCAUCAGAGACCACCUUGUUAAUACUGAGACCAAGGUCAUCCAGGCCACCGGGGGUGGAGCCUACAAGUUCAAGGACCUCAUCGAGCAGAAGCUGCGCCUCAAGGUGGACAAAGAGGAUGUAAUGACCUGCUUGAUUAAGGGGUGCAACUUCGUGCUGAAGAACAUCCCACAUGAGGCCUUCAUGUACCAGAAAGACUCAGACCCAGAGUUCCGGUUUCAGAUAAAUCAUCCUAACAUCUUCCCCUACCUCCUGGUCAACAUUGGCUCCGGAGUCUCCAUUGUGAAGGUGGAGACAGAGGACCGGUUCGAGUGGGUUGGUGGAAGCUCCAUUGGAGGAGGCACCUUCUGGGGGCUCGGGGCUCUGCUCACCAAGACAAAGAAGUUUGAUGAGCUGCUGCAACUGGCUUCCAGAGGCCGGCAUGCCAAUGUUGACAUGCUGGUACAGGACAUUUAUGGUGGGGCCCACCAGACCCUAGGGCUGAGUGGCAACCUCAUCGCAAGCAGUUUUGGGAAGUCAGCCACUGCUGACAGAGAGUUCUCCAAAGAAGACAUGGCCAAGAGCCUGCUGCACAUGAUCAGCAAUGACAUUGGGCAGCUCGCCUGCCUCUACGCCAAGCUUCACGGCUUAGACAGGGUCUACUUUGGGGGCUUCUUCAUCCGGGGCCACCCUGUGACCAUGCGUACCAUCACCUACAGCAUUAACUUCUUCUCCAAGGGUGAAGUCCAGGCGCUCUUUCUGAGACAUGAAGGCUACCUGGGAGCCAUCGGGGCGUUUUUAAAAGGAGCCGAGCAAGACAAUCCUAACCAGUACAGCUGGGGUGAGAACUACGCAGCCAGCUCCGGGCUGAUGAGCACGUCGCCCGAGCUGUGCCCGACACAGCGGGCGAGGAGCGGCACAUUUGACCUCCUGGAGAUGGACCGGCUCGAGAGGCCACUGGUCAACCUGCCCCUCCUUCUGGACCCAUCCUCCUACGUGCCUGACACGGUGGACCUGACAGAUGACGCUCUGGCCCGCCAGUACUGGCUCACAUGCUUUGAGGAGGCCCUGGACGGGGUGGUGAAGCGAGCUGUGGCCAGCCAGCCAGAAUCCAUAGACGCAGCUGAGAGGGCAGAGAAGUUCCGGCAGAAGUACUGGGGAAAACUGCAGACGCUUCGGCAGCAGCCCUUUGCUUACGGGACCCUGACUGUGCGCAGCCUGCUGGACACACGGGAGCAUUGCCUGAAUGAGUUCAACUUCCCAGACCCGUACUCCAAGGUGAAGCAGAAAGAAAACGGCCUCGCGCUAAAGUGCUUUCAGAGUGUGACGCGCUCCCUGGACUCCCUAGGCUGGGAAGAGCGGCAGCUGGCCCUGGUGAAGGGGCUGUUAGCCGGGAACGUGUUCGACUGGGGAGCCAAGGCCGUGUCUGAUGUCCUCGAAUCGGACCCCCAGUUUGGGUUUGAAGAAGCAAAGAGAAAAUUGCAAGAACGGCCCUGGCUGGUGGAUUCCUACACCAAGUGGCUCCAGAGGUUAAAGGGGCCCCCUCAUAAAUGUGCCUUAAUUUUCGCAGAUAACAGUGGAAUAGACAUCAUUUUGGGAGUCUUCCCCUUUGUCAGGGAGCUACUCUUUAGAGGGACUGAGGUCAUCUUGGCAUGCAACUCAGGCCCUGCCCUGAAUGACGUGACGUACAGUGAGUCCCUCAUCGUGGCAGAACGCAUUGCGGCCAUGGACCCUAUCAUCUGCUCGGCACUCAGAGAGGAUAGGCUGCUGCUGGUGCAGACCGGUUCCAGCUCCCCAUGCCUGGAUCUCAGCCGCCUAGACAAGGGGCUGGCCGUGCUGGUGCGGGAGCGCGCUGCUGACCUGGUGGUCAUCGAGGGAAUGGGCCGCGCCAUCCACACCAACUAUCAUGCAUCGUUGCGCUGUGAGAGUCUCAAGCUGGCGGUGGUGAAGAACGCAUGGCUGGCUGAGCGGCUAGGUGGCCAGCUCUUCAGUGUCAUCUUCAAAUAUGAGGUUCCCACCAACUGAGAGGCCAGCUCUGCCUGCCCGUCCCUCGUCAGGAGCGUGAUUUACUUCGAGGGGCCUGUGUCCACACCAGAGCAUUGAUACUGUGCUUCUGUGACAGUGCGUGUACCAGAGCCGCCCAACCCAGCAUUUGUCCUGUGGGGCACUUGUGUUGGAAUGUAUUUAACUGUUAAAUAAUCUUUUAUAUAUAUAUAUAUACAUACAUAUAUAUAUAAAUAUAUAAAUACACACA
Messenger RNA from Meriones unguiculatus (Mongolian gerbil), 2564 nucleotides. RefSeq names its product pantothenate kinase 4 (inactive) (gene Pank4). The coding region runs from base 14 to 2335 and encodes 773 amino acids. Gene Ontology annotation, biological process: coenzyme A biosynthetic process. Gene Ontology annotation, molecular function: ATP binding; pantothenate kinase activity. Lineage: Eukaryota; Metazoa; Chordata; Mammalia; Rodentia; Muridae. Gene Ontology annotation, cellular component: cytosol; nucleus. The transcript is spliced from 19 exons. The record is from RefSeq and is a predicted model, not a curated record.